Molecule: messenger RNA, 987 nt
Organism: Kalmanozyma brasiliensis GHG001
Lineage: Eukaryota; Fungi; Basidiomycota; Ustilaginomycetes; Ustilaginales
Product: RNA cap guanine-N2 methyltransferase
Exons: 1
Coding region: 1-987 (328 amino acids)
Biological process (GO): 7-methylguanosine RNA capping; 7-methylguanosine cap hypermethylation
Cellular component (GO): nucleus
Molecular function (GO): RNA cap trimethylguanosine synthase activity
Source: RefSeq, a predicted model, not a curated record
AUGACCAAGAAGCGCAAGCGCACCUCUGUCGCCUCCUUCGUCUCUCAGCUCGAUCCCACCUCUCCUCGCAAGCACAACCUCUCCGCCUACCAUCCGGACCUCGACUUCUCCACUUUCUCCCCGUCCUCCCUGGCCCUCUACACCUCUCUCCUCCCACACUGCCUCGUCCACCCGUCCAGCUUCCCACCCAAACUGCUCAAGUACUGGUAUCAGCGGUAUACGCUCUUCACGCUCUACGCCGCCGGCUGCCUGCUCGACGCCGAGUCGUGGUUCAGCGUCACCCCCGAAAGUGUCGCCUUCCGCAUCGCAAAGCGGUGUGCGUGCGACGGCACCGUCGUCGAUCUCUUUGCGGGCGCAGGGGGAAAUGCGAUCCAGCUCGCCAUGACGUGUGGGAAGGUCAUCGCGGUCGAGAUGGACGAGACACGGUUGAAGCUGGCCAGGUGGAACGCGAGCGUGUAUGGCGUCGAGGAGAGGAUCGCGUUUGUGCGCGGGGAUAGUUUGGAAUUGAUGAAGACGCUGCGGAGGUGGAGGGAGAAAGGUGGGGAAGAGGAGGGGCAGGAGGAGGUGUGGAAUGGACUCAAGGCGUCCGAGCUUAAGGCUGUGGAGGCGGUCUUCCUGUCGCCACCGUGGGGAGGCGUCGAUUAUGCUCAAUCGUCACAAAGGGAACAUCUCGGCACUUCCAAGGCAAGAGAGGGCGAGUACGACCUGUCCUCCGUUCAGCCCAUCCAUGGCGCCGACCUCUUCCACCAAGUACAUAAGGCCUUCAACACGAGCAACAUCGCCUACUACCUCCCCCGCAACACCUCCCUUCAACAGCUCUCCGACCUCACCACCUCCCUCGACCCACCACAACCCCCCGUCAGGAUCGAAUACCAGUACGUCAAUCACGGCACCAAACUCUCCAGUCUCACAGCGUACUACGGUGCACUCGCAGCAGAGUGGGACGACGAACUUGACGAUUGGCGCAAGACUCCAACAACAGCAUAG